Messenger RNA from Paramacrobiotus metropolitanus, 1906 nucleotides. RefSeq lists its product as uncharacterized. Bases 759 to 1445 code for a protein of 228 amino acids. NCBI's taxonomy places the organism in Eukaryota, Metazoa, Tardigrada, Eutardigrada, Parachela, Macrobiotidae. The record is from RefSeq and is a predicted model, not a curated record. The transcript is spliced from 4 exons.
AUACAUGUACAGGCAUACAAACAUUCGCGAUACUACAUGCUUAAACGUCCAAUAAUGGUUAAAAACACACCCUGUAAACAGCCGCAAUAAUAUUCUGUCUAUUUUGGAUUUGUUUAUUAUUCGUCCCAUCCAGCCGUGUGACUGUUAUCCGGCGCCGAACGAUCACCCAUUUUGCGCUAUACUGCGCCACGAUUAUCAUAUACCGGCGCUAAAUCAGGAAGACGGUGUUUAUUUAUCGGGAUAUUCUGGGAGUAUAUGUCGCUGCGGCGUUCGUACGCCUGCCCACCCACAUUCUGGCUGCGACCGUAUAUUAUCGUUGACCCCAGACGCGUUCGGCUGGUGCGGCGGUUGUUACUCAACCGGAAGUGGACUAGUGCUGCAGUGCACCGCGUCGGGCUCGCUGGCGCUUGACCUGGACGUGCGCCGCGGUUGUUUGUGCAAAGACAUUUCCACUACACAACACUGUAUACGCAGAAUGCCGCGAUCGCGGUGUCCAUAAACGGUAUCGGCGUGUGACCGAGUGCCUAUCGGAUUACUGGAGCCAGCUAAUUUGCGUACUGGCCAUAUCGCGUCAAUUAAGCAGCACUUUUUUCCCGCCAUUGGAACACCGUGCAUUCGACUUUAUAUAACAUGCAAUCGCCGUCUGAUCAGGCUGGUUAACGUCGGGAAUCCAUAGAAUUUACACUCUCUAUAGAGAUUUAAUAAGUGAUUCGUAUUGUUUUUGCGGAAGGCGAGCGCGAUUAAUUGCGCGUAAUGCGAUGGCUGACUGGCGUAUCACGGAUCCGACAUUGUCGCUGUUGAUCUGCGCUGUUCUUUGUUGCCUAAUAAGACUGACAUUCGUCAGCGGCACACCACUUCCGGCGGCGGAGGAAGCCGUCAAUGGCAAGGCAACCGGCAGCAAUGGUAACGGCAACAACGGUAACGGUCACGAAGACCAUUGGUCGUCGCUAACGGAGACGCAGCAGUCUUUUUUACUGCACGCCUACUUCACCAGCGCGAUGCCGCAGGAGAUCAAGAGCUGUGAACGCAUCGAAGAAUGCCCCGUCGGCACACGCUGCGACAAAACCUGGAAGAUCUGCGUCCCCAAGGAGUCACCGCAUUUCCCGUCCACAGAUGGAAUGUGCGGGAAGCACAGCGACUGCAAGCCGAUGUACCACUGCGCCAAUAGCAAGUGCCUACUGACCGGUCCACUGGCCUGCAAGGCGCUGGACGAAUGCUUGACGAUCCCCGGCAUGGACUUCCACUGCGUGGAGAUACCGGAGCAGCUGCCGGGCAAACGAUGCUGGCGCAGAUGCCAGAGCAGUCGAGACUGUAUGGAAUGCGAGGAUCCCGUGCUCUUCCCUGACCUUUCGAUAGCCCACUCUUGUCGCGUACCGCUGCCGUUUCGCAACUCGGUGGUGUGCCACGAGGGCUACUGCAAGAAGAAGCUGCCAGGGCAAGAAUGAGCAAAUACACAGCGGACAGACAACAUAACAUACAUUAUGGCGCAUUAACAAUGACCUUUAAGUGUUUGUAUCUCUUGUUUGUAGGAUGCACGUACCCGAGUUACGCCGCUCGGUUCAGUUCAAGUUUUUGAUAUAGCUACUCUGCGCUUAUGACAUAUAAUUUGUAUUAAUUUAUAAAACAUGAAAGCGAAUUCUCGAAUGCAUAUGUGAGCUUAUUUAUAAAAAUAAGUGACCUUUAUGUAUCACCUAAGGUGUGUAGCACAUGAAGGACAAAUACUUUAUAAAUACUUUAAUAAUUACUCCACUGUACGUGCAACGUGUUCAUGAUUUUCGAUAUCUUUAUUCUGAUUAUGUUUAUAUUGUUCCAGCAUUAGCACAUAAUUAUGAAACGCGCGCGUGUGCUUCUGUACUUGUACGAAAAUACGUACUGUACGUAUAAGUUGAACAAGAUAACAAUGUUG